This is a messenger RNA of Dictyostelium discoideum AX4, 1515 nucleotides long. RefSeq names its product PA14 domain-containing protein (gene psiD). Gene Ontology annotation, cellular component: extracellular region. The transcript has 8 exons. Bases 1 to 1515 code for a protein of 504 amino acids. The record is from RefSeq and is a predicted model, not a curated record. Lineage: Eukaryota; Evosea; Eumycetozoa; Dictyosteliales; Dictyosteliaceae.
AUGAAAUAUUCAUAUUUGUUGUUAAUACUUUUAUUAAGUAAUUUAUAUAAGGAGGGUUUCUCACAAGGUCAACCAGACUCUAUUGUUCUUUCAGCAACAAUUUAUGAUGAAUCUCCUAUUGUAACUGAUUUCGAAAUUGAAACUUAUUAUAAUGGUGUAGUUGAAGGUAUUGUUCAACCAGACUUGGGUGCUGAUGGUACACCAGUUUAUUGCUGUGGUGAUUCUCCAGUAACUGAAAAUGGUAGAAUCGUAGUUCACAACCAAUCGACAUUUUAUUCUUGGUUCCAUAGUGUUCCAGGUGUUAACGUCCCAAUUCCAUAUGAUCUCACUUUAACAAGGGUUGGUGAUAGCACAUAUGCCUACCAAAGCAAUUCAUUCUUUCCAAUUGAUGGUAAUGGUUUCGAUAAUUCAACAGUUUAUCCAAAUGAACCACAUUAUUUGGGUCAUAAUUUCCAUUUUUGUAUGAAAAUUCAUUAUAGUUUUACAUAUCAUGGUGGUGAAUAUUUUACAUUUUCAGGAGAUGAUGAUGUAUGGGUAUUCUUUGAUGAUGUUUUAAGAAUUGAUAUUGGUGGUAUUCAUACAGCAGCAUCAAGAACUGUUAAUAUGGAUGAUUUAGGUUUGACAGUUGGCCAAAGUUAUCCAUGGGAUUUCUUUUAUUGUGAAAGACAUACAUCACAAUCAACUUUAAAUAUUAUUACCAAUUUAAAUUUCACAUGUUCAGCCUAUGAUGCUUGUGGAGUUUGUGAUGGUCAUAAUGAUACUUGUUGUAUGGUUAACCAAUGUUCCGAAAGUCCUAUUAACCCAUGUUUAAUACAAGCAUGUGGUCCAGAUAAUAAUUACCAAUGUGAAUUUGUUGAUAAGAUAUGUAACACUACUAAUGACAAAUGUUUAGUAGAAUCUUGUGAAAUAGGUUUUGGUUGUCUUGCAAUUCCAAAAAAUUGUAAUGAUAAUGAUCCAUGUACCACUGAUCAUUGUGAUCCAGCUAUAGGUUGUUAUUAUGAUAAGUUUGAUAAUUGUGAUGCAUGUAAUGCUGUAGAUACUUGUAUUACAAAUGAUUUAUGCUUCCCAAGGGAAUGUAAUCCAAGAGGGAACCCACCUUGUUUAAUAAACCCUAUUAAUUGUACAAGCACUGAUCCAUGCAUUUUUUCAUAUUGUGAAAAUGGUGUAUGUAUUCCAACAUACAUUUGUACUCCAACUCCAUCUGUAACUCCAACUGUUACCCCAACUGUUACUCCAACUGUUACCCCAACUGUUACACCAACCGUUACUCCAACCGUUACCCCAACUCCAACUACAACUCCAACUCCAUCACCAACCACUGUCCCACCAAGACCAACCCCAACUCCAUUACCAGCUGAUCCACCACCAUAUGAUUUAGAAGAAGGUUGUUUAGUAUGUCGUGAUCUUGAUUGUGAAAAAACAGGUAAGAGUUGUACAUACCUUGAAAAUGAAACAAUUCGUUUAUUUGAAUGUAAAGGUGUAGGUUGUUGUAAAUAUACACCAACUUGUUAUUAA